AAAAAAGUUAGCUGCACAUUGGAUUAUUAUUAUUAGGAAAAUGGCACAAUCCUCGAUCGUCGCAACUCUUAGCCGGCAAGUGUUUAAAAGGAACAUUACCUCUAUACUCUUCGCUCACUCUUCUUCAUCAGUCAGAUCUUCUUCUUCUCUUUUCUUCAACCGUAAAAUCCAUCUCUCUGCUUCUCUCUCUUCUCAAACCACCGCCAUGGGUGAUACUCCCGUCGCCGUUGAUGCUGGUAUGGACGCCGUCCAGCGCCGUCUCAUGUUCGAUGACGAAUGCAUUUUAGUGGAUGAGAAUGACCGUGCGGUUGGUCACGAGUCCAAAUACAAUUGCCACUUGUGGGAAAAGAUUGAAUCUGAAAAUUGGCUGCACAGAGCUUUCAGUGUAUUCCUGUUCAACUCAAAGUAUGAGUUGCUUCUUCAGCAACGAUCUGCAACAAAGGUAACAUUCCCUCUUGUGUGGACAAACACCUGCUGCAGCCAUCCACUGUACCGAGAAUCUGAGCUUAUUGAAGAGAAUGCCCUUGGAGUAAGAAAUGCAGCUCAGAGGAAGCUUUUGGAUGAGCUCGGUAUUCCUGCUCAAGAUGUACCAGUUGACCAGUUCACCCCAUUAGGUCGCAUACUGUAUAAGGCACCUUCUGAUGGCAAAUGGGGAGAGCAUGAAUUGGAUUAUUUGCUGUUUAUUGUCCGGGAUGUUAAUGUUAAUCCAAAUCCUGAUGAAGUGGCUGAUAUCAAAUAUGUAAACCGUGAUCAGUUGAAGGAGCUGUUAAGGAAAGCCGACGCAGGCGAGGAGGGUUUGAAGCUGUCCCCUUGGUUCAGACUAGUUGUGGACAAUUUCUUAUUUAAAUGGUGGGAUCAUCUUGAGCAAGGGACCCUUGGGGAGGUCAUUGACAUGAAGACAAUUCACAAGUUGACAUAAAAGCAGAGAUCUUGCAGCAUGCUAUUAAGGAUUGAUAUUUUCUGAGCAAAUGAAAUAAAAUUGAUCCUUUCUGUUGUUUGAUAAUAUAGCCAGAACAUGCGCCUGGGUGUAUCUUAUAAUUAGCAGAAAGUUUUGUUGUUAAGUUUAGGAUUUUGAGAUGUGUGCAAAUGUUUAAUAAUGAACUAUUUAAAUUGUUCUCUUGA
Trifolium pratense (red clover) is the source of this 1122-nucleotide messenger RNA. RefSeq names its product isopentenyl-diphosphate Delta-isomerase I. Bases 41 to 919 code for a protein of 292 amino acids. The transcript is spliced from 6 exons. Gene Ontology annotation, molecular function: isopentenyl-diphosphate delta-isomerase activity. The record is from RefSeq and is a predicted model, not a curated record. Gene Ontology annotation, biological process: isopentenyl diphosphate biosynthetic process; isoprenoid biosynthetic process. Lineage: Eukaryota; Viridiplantae; Streptophyta; Magnoliopsida; Fabales; Fabaceae. Gene Ontology annotation, cellular component: cytoplasm.